This is a messenger RNA of Odontomachus brunneus, 12208 nucleotides long. It is a transcript of the gene Vps13, whose product is annotated as vacuolar protein sorting-associated protein 13. NCBI's taxonomy places the organism in Eukaryota, Metazoa, Arthropoda, Insecta, Hymenoptera, Formicidae. Bases 883 to 10794 code for a protein of 3303 amino acids. The transcript has 36 exons. The record is from RefSeq and is a predicted model, not a curated record. Gene Ontology annotation, cellular component: extrinsic component of membrane. Gene Ontology annotation, biological process: protein retention in Golgi apparatus; protein targeting to vacuole.
GGCAGUUCGCGAUAUUUUCUAUAUAGACAGAAGCCCUUGUGCGCAUGCGUGAAGUGACGUAGCAGCUCGACGUAAGCAGUUUCCAAUGACGGCGUUAGGCACUAAUAGGGGGUUCUUAAGGGACAUGCAGAAAAUACUCGGCCGUCUGUCUGUGUUGUUUGCCUGGGAGUGGUUAGAUUAGAUAGGUAGUGAAAUGACAUAAUAAUAAAUUAGUAUAAUUAAUAUAGUUAUAAUAAUUAGUAUAGCUGUGUAAAAUGUGAUAAUAAGUAUAUAUAGUAUAUAUUAAUAAAUAAAAUGUGAUAAAAAGUGCAAUUUUAAUAUAAAGUGAUAUUGUGAUAUAAAGUGAUAUAAAGUAAAAAAUAUAUUUAUUUUUACUUAUGAAUAGCAUUCUGUUUCUUUCCACAAACUUUUUUUCUUCCUACAAUCCUUUCAUAUUUUCCUUUAGGUGAAGGAUCUUAUGAUACCUUAAAAUAGAUACGGCGCUGAGGUUACCACAGAGUUUGCUCAAUGCGCGUGCGCGAAAAUAUAUCGCGAACUGCCAGCACUGCUCCGGAUUGAAGAAAAUAGCAAAUUCCGACAUUUGAGGAAGUGAACUAGUGUUUACGUUGUAGAAGUAUCAACGUGCCCAGGAUCGAUGAUACUCCGCGAGGAUGACGUAACCUGACGGAAAAAGACGCGGAUCAUCCCCGCGCCAGCGAGUCGUCGAGCUCGAGCAACCUAUUUUCAGGUUAUGUUUGUCGUGAUGUCAUAUCACUGCAAGCACGUCGCAGCCACCACCCGUCGUUGAAGAAACUCCUUAGAAUAAGUUGUGAGAGAAAAGAAGUAAAUUUAUAUUGUGGAAUCUUUGAAAGCUGACCAAAGAGAAUUAAGAAAAAUUGCAAAAUGGUUUUCGAGUCAAUUGUCGCAGAGCUUCUUAACAAAGUGCUCGGCGAGUAUAUUGAAAACUUGGAUUAUUCUCAGCUGAAACUUAGCCUCUGGGGAGGUGAUGUUGUGUUAAAAGAUUUGUUAAUAAAAGAAUCAGCUUUGGAUGUGUUAGAUCUUCCAGUAAGACUGGAAUAUGGCCGUUUAGGCAAAUUGAUACUGAAGAUUCCAUUUAAAGAUAUGUGGAAUGGUCAGAUUGACGCAGUAGUCGAGGAACUGUUUAUAUUAAUAGUGCCUACAAGUCAAGUUGCAUACAAUGAAGAGAAAGAAAGUAAAGCACAGUUGGAAGCUAAACGGGCAGAGCUUGCGAGAGUGGAGAAGAGAAAACAGCUAGCAGACUUGAAGUCACAGGAAAAAUUAGACGAUUCGAUGGUCGAGAAGCUGAUUGCUCGCAUGAUCAAGAACAUUCACGUGGAAAUCAAGAGAAUCCACGUGCGGUACGAAGACCAUGUCACCUUCAAGAAUCACCCAUUCUCUGUGGGCUUCACUUUGAACACUUUCGUCCUGGAAAGUUGCACGGAUUCUUGGGAGACUACUGGCAAUUUGAAGGACAUGUACGCCAUCCCACAGAUCUACAAGUUAUGCGGCCUGGACGGAUUAGCCGUGUACUUGAAUACAAGUGUGGAGCAAUACAGCAAAAGUUCGCAUUCCUCAUAUCCUAGUCUUUUCUGCAGUGGCAUCGCUACUAUGGAUUACACUCCAGCAAACUAUCAGUAUUUGCUGGGACCGAUUAACGUAAAGUCCAAGCUUAGGCUCAAUCCCAAGCCGGAGUCCGACGGUAGCAAUUACUCGAUCCCCAAAGUAUGGUUGGAUCUGGAGAUGCAAAGGUUACGAAUUGGCUUGACGAAACGCCAAUAUCAGACCUUGGUGAGACUAGGCGAAGGUCUGGAUCAAGCACAGAAGGCCGCUCCGUAUCGGAAGUAUCGACCUAAUCUAACAUCGUACAGAGGCCAUUACAAGGAAUGGUGGCAUUUCGCGUACAAGUGUGUAUUGGAGGAGACUGUGAGACGAUGUCGUCGCAACUGGAAUUGGAACCACAUGAGGCAGCACCGUGACACUUGCCGUGCCUACGCCCAGGCCUACCAGACAAAACUGACAACGAAAAAAUUGGCGAAGGAUAUCGAGGAACAGUUGACGCAUUGUGAGGCAAAGCUCGAUAUCUUCAACCUAGUAAUUAUUCGGCAGCAGAUCGAGAUGGAAGUGGAGAGAUUGGCGGAAAAAGAAAAAAGUCUGCGGGCGAAGAGAGGUUGGUUCGGUUUCCUGUGGACCAGCUCGCAGGCCGAGGAAACAAAGGAGUUGAACUCAGCUGCCGCUAUCAUGCGCAGGUUCGAGGAAGCGAUGACGGCGCAAGAGAAAGAAAAACUUUAUCGGGCAAUAGAUUAUCAAGAGAACAGUGCACCUGCGCAUUAUCCUGAGACCUUUGAGAUGAUCGAUACGCAUUUCUUCCUACACGGACUGCAGAUUUCGUUGCUGGACACGGACAAGGAGCACUCAUGUAUCCUGGACCUGCAGUUGCACGGCGUGCAAGCAGGCUUCAAGUCGCGGCCAUCAGGCAACGCCAUUCUCGUCAUUGCCUCCAUUAGCGAAAUGAAACUCUUGGGCGCGAUGCAGGAUGGUCGCGUGCCUUCGCUUUUCAUCUCAAAGCACGGUAGCUCCGACAGCGCUUUACUGUCAGUAUCAUACGAGAAAAACCCGAUUGACAAACUGUGCGGCCACCGCGUCAUCGUCAAGUCUAGGUCCGUCGAUAUCGUGUACGACGCGCAGACAAUAAUCGAGUUAGUCAACAUGUUCAAGGUACAAGACUCGUCAACGCUGAGUCAAUUGCAGACAGCCGCCGCGGAGCAGCUGGAGGGCUUGAAAGAGAUGUCGGCGCUUGGACUGGAGUACGCCAUAGAGAAGCAUUCAAUACUGGAUAUACAAGUGGAUAUGCAAGCCUCGCAAUUGAUCAUACCGCAUGGUGGCCUCUACGACGACUCGAAGGCACUCAUCGUCGUCAACCUGGGCAGUUUGAAGAUUCACUCUCUGGAGAAGGGCAAAGACGACAUGGCCGGCGCUAGUGUGAAGCAACUAGUCAGCAUGGGCAAGAGCGAACAGGACAUAUUGACGCAUUUGAGGGAGCACAGUUACGACAAGUUUGUCUUGAAGAUAGUUAACUUCCAAGUACUGGUCUCAUUGCCGAACGAGGAGUGGCGCACAGCCCUGGCGAGUACCGAAAGCUCUUUGACAUUGCUGCAUCCGACGAUGUUAGAGAUCCAAUUCCACAAGUGUCUAGUGAUGGAUGAUCCGCUAUUACCGAAGCUCAGACUCCUCGGUCACCUGCCGUCAGUGACCGUGAACAUAACGGACGUUCGCCUGUUGCAGGCACUUUGCAUCGUGCAGAGUAUCCGCUUGCCUGAGGAGGAGAAACCCGCGGAAUUGCAACGCAUUUCGCUUUCGAAGUCCAUCUCUCAGCUAUCCCUAAGAGAACUCACCACCAUAUCUUCCAGUAUUGCAGACAAGAAGAAACAGGAAACGGCCCUACCAAUGAAGCAAACCACCGAUCUGGAAAUGAAAUUUGAGAUGAAGGAGUUCACACUGUCAAUGUCCCGGCAGAGUGACGAGGUUGCGUCAGAGUUCGUCAGAUUCCAGGUGUUGCAGCUAGAAGCGGAAAUGUUGCAACGCACGUAUGACCAAGAGAUAUUGCUGAGGCUCGGCGGCGUGCAGAUGAAGCAACAACACGAGGGUCACGAGAUCUUCAUGAUCAACACCCCGAUGUCAGCUGGCAAGGACGAAUACUUGAUCGUUGUGCGUUACGUGAACGUGAACAAACGCUCGCCUGAGUUCAUCACCAGGCACGGCUCCGUCGUAAAGCUGCUGCAGUUGGAAUUCACGUCGCUGGACACUCUGCUGCAUCAGGAGGCGCUUAUAGAGCUAUUGAGAUUCAGUACGUACAUUCAAGACCAGAUGAACUCUCUGUCCACGACGACUUCUCCGAACAAGGACGCAGCGCGCGCAGUACGACCUACUCAUUUAGCUUCCAUUCAAGAAGAGGCGCCCGGUUUCCUAAAGGAACAGCUGCAGAAGCAGAGGCUGAAACCCACUGGUCGACGUAAACGUAGCACGGUCGAGUGUAUCGAUCUGAAAGUGAGCGCCAAGAUCGGUUCAAUCAAUUUGAAAAUAUCCAGCUCUGCCAGAGACAUCACCGCGCUGUACGUCGAGAGAAUCAGUGCCGGUUUUCUCAUCAAGUCCUCCUAUUCUCAAGUGAACGUCGAUUUGACCUCCAUCAGUAUCAAGGAUCUUAAUCCCAAUUGCGCGUACAAGGACAUCGUGGCAGUAGAAGGCACAGAAUCCUUGCAAGUUCAAAUAGUGAUGUACAAUAUCGAACAGUGGGAAGUGGACAAGAAUAACAUGUCUGUCAAGGUGGUCAUGGGUUGUCAUCGCAUUGUGUUCCUGAAUGCCUUCGUCUCCGGCGUGAUGAAUUUCCUGAACAACUUUCAAACGGCACAGAAGGCCAUUAAGGACGCGUCGGCAGCAGCGGCGGAAGCUGCAAAAACAAACAUUAAGGAUGUCCAAGAAAGUGCUUCUCGCAUCGAGCUGGCCAUCAAGAUCAAAGCGCCUGUUGUGUAUGUACCGAUGAAUUCAAAAAGCGAACACAGCCUGAUGUUAGACAUGGGCAAUCUUAUGAUAUGCAAUGUCUUCAAGAAACUGGAAGUAACCAAUGAAGAAUCCGACGAGUGUCCUAUAGUGGACGAGAUGAAGAUCGAGCUGCAAAAUCUGAAACUGUCGCGAGUCCGGUUAAAUAUGGAAAAAUUCGUAAGCGAGAAUGAGGUACUGCUACUGGAGCCGGUAACUUUCACGCUUCUCAUGAAACGCAAUUUAUCCACUGCCUGGUUCACCUCCAUUCCGGACAUCGAAAUGUUCGGCAGAUUGAAUAAGAUCAAUCUACUGUUGAGUAAGGAGGAUUACGCUACGAUCUUGAAGGUAGUGGAGCAAAAUCUAAGCGAGACCUUCGAGGACGCGAAACCCCCGCAACCUGCGCUACCAGCAGUUAAAUCUGAACAAAGCGGGGAGUUGGAGAUCCAGCCGACAUACAGAUACGAAGCCGACGCGUCACGAGAACCCCGGACGACGGACCCGCAGCAGCAAUUGCACGCGCACACGUCAAUCAAGUUUGAGUUCAUCAUGGACAGCUUGGUAAUCAAUCUGUAUACAGGCGGCUCCAAGCUGUUGCAGUCGCAAACUUCACCGUUGCACUUGCCGGAGAACGGACUGGCCCGGUUUAGCCUAACGCACUUUGCCGUGAAAGGCCGAGUGUUCGCCGACGGUCUGUUGGCCACGUCGAUCUUGUUGAUGAACUGUACGCUGGACGACAUGCGGCAGAGCAGGGAGGGCUCGCUGAUGCGAAUUAUGGAGAGGACCAGCGCGGUGCCAACUGGCGAGGAUACCGACAAGGAGGCCAAGUACACCAGGAGUAUGCUGGACGUGACAGUACGCCAGGGUCCGAACGACACGUUCGCGGACGUUCGUGUGUUCUCUUUCAGUAUCAUCGUGUCCCUCGACUACCUUAUGAAGAUCAAAGACUUCUUUGACGUGGACACUGCCAAUAAGAAUACCGCCAUUGUGCAAUCUACAUCGAAAUACCAUGGCGAACCGGCCACGUCGAAGAAGAAGCAACCGUCGCAGCAAGCAGCAGCUGCUUCGAGUCCCAAGAUGUUAACUGUGUAUUUACACGUGGAGAAGCCGGAUAUUAUUCUGCUCGAGGACAUGGACGAUAUUAACUCAAACUGCAUUGUAUUGAACACGGAACUGCUGCUGAAAGUGCGCAUUAUGGGUGAGCAUCAGGUGAUCAGUGGUGCUAUCAAGGAUUUCUCUCUAUUGGCGGGGAUAUAUAAUCCAUCUAAGAGAGCUGAUUGGAUUUAUCAGGUGCUGAAACCAUGCAGCAUUAGCGUGGCCGGCUCCACGCCUGAAGGUAAAGGACUCCACUUGGAUGUUAGUUGUACAGAUAUACAUAUAUCUGUUUCGCCAGGUGUCAUCGAAAUAUUGAACAAGGUCAUUCAUUCAGUAACGAAGAAGGAGGAGGAGGACAAGGAAAUUAUUAAGCCUGAGCCGAACUACGAGGGACUGUGGAUCAUCACAUCUUUUAUGGAGGAUGAUUACUGGUUCCUAAAGACAGAAGUUGCAACAGAAGCUCUUGAGGAAUUCAUGUAUUCAGACGACAUAACAAUUUACAAACCCGAAUUGGCACUAGUCUCAGCACCGAUGAUCUUACUAACUCUGGAGGCAGGUGUUGGCAAUAAAACUUUGCCCAUGCUAUUGCUUCACGUAGGCUUUCAAAGUAACAUUAACGAUUGGAGCACAAAAACUAUGAGCGUUGAUUGCACCAUGUCCGUGAUCAUGGAGUACUACAACAGCCGCCUCGCACUAUGGGAGCCGUUGAUUGAGCCGAUAGAGAGUUAUGUUAAUGGUAAACGCGUGUCUACACCGUGGGAGUUAAAGACAAAGGUUCAAUUCAAUGAUAUACUUUUGGACUCCAGAGGUGCUAGCGCGGUCAGCCCCACCUCAGACAGCGAGAUCGAAGAGCUGCAUCAGUCUACCAAGAUGUCUAUCGACAUUACGUCCACUGAUAAUCUGGAAAUAACGGUGACAAAAACGUGUCUGGAUGUAUUGAAGCAGCUUGGCCAAGCGUUCUCUUCGGCUAUGGACGUCAGUAGAAAAGGACUCACUAAGAAGGUGGCACCGUUUUUACUAAAAAACGAGACCGGCCUGGGGAUGAUACUCGACUUGGAGCACAGUCCUUUCAAGGUUGUAAUGCGGAAUCAUUCAAAUUCCCAUUCGCGCUCAUCCAUCCACUUAUUUAAUAGAUCGUGUUUACUGAAAAACGACACAGGCUUGGAGGUGAUACUUGAUCUGGAGCGCAGUUCUCUCAAGAUUUUUGAUGAUGGUUCGAGAAUGAUAAGAGACGAUAACAACUCAUAUAUGGAAGUAAUUCUCGAGACCGGAGCGUCGAUAGAGCUCGCGCCGAAAACAACCAAGCCGGAUACGCACAUUCUCGAGCAGUUGAAAGGAGAAACUGUGAAAGACAGGGAAAGCAAUAAAUUUUCCGUUUCUUUCAAAGGUAUCCAAGGCAAAUUGGCGAUUCCUGUGUUAAGGGCGGACAAGAGAUUUUUCUCAUUGAAGCAUCGCAAGGAAGGCUCCGAGGAAUGGGGCAUUGUGUCGGAUGUUAUCGUGGAGGAUGGCAGUACGAUUGUCACUCUUAGAAGUAUUCUUCAAGUUCACAAUCAUUUCGCACAACCGAUAUCAGUUUACUACAUGACGAAACGCGGAAACGAAGUGGAGUGUGUAGGCACAGUGGCACCUGACGAAAAGCUCAAUUUGCCACUGGAUGCUGUUUACACCCCAACAAACAUCUACUGGCUGUUCUUCAGUGUCGACGGAUAUAUGGUAUCGGUAGAACCAUUUAUUUGGAAGGAUCUGCAGAAGACAGUUUCAAUGACGAAACUUUUGAAAUGCGAAUCUCGAUUUAAACAAGAUGUUACAGAACCAUUUUACAUCCAGGCAUUGGGGGAGAUCGAGCAGGUGUAUUUCGAAAAUACCAGUCGUCACACCAUGGCUAGCACUAUCUACAACGUACAUCUGUACCCGUCUGUGUACCUGAAGAACUUUUUGCCAAUUGACAUCAUUAUCUGUCUGCCUGGUACCGCGCAGGAAAGCCUGCUUGAAGCUAGUGCCUCUCUGCAAAUUCCUACAAUUGAUCCAGCUAAAUCAUAUAUAAUUAUCAAGCUGCCUAAUUACUUGGAGAAAGAUUGGUCGUGUAGAGGCGAGAUUGUAGCGAAUCCACCGGACUUCGCAGUCUGGUCGUUUGAAUCCUUUGAUAGCGCACAGAAAGUAGUUCUGGAUCUCGGAAUGCACACGUCUCACAAGCACGGUUCGAUCAUCAUGGCGCUCUACUGCCCAUUCUGGAUGUUGAACAAGACCGGGUUGAUGCUGUCUUACAGGAAAUCAAGUAAAGGUGGCAAAGAGCACUCGAGUCCAAUCAAGGCCACGGACGAUCAUCUGAACGUUCUGUAUCAUCCGGAGCAUUUCAAGGGACCCAUUCUGUUCUCAUUCCGCUCCAAAGCCUUCUUCGGCAAGAAAAAAGCUAUGAUCAGGGUGGAGGACGGCGAUUGGUCCGAUAAAUUCUCCAUCGAUGUUGCUGGCAGUGAGGGUGUGGUGGCCUGCAAAUAUAAUGGGAUAACUUACCAGAUCGGCGUGCACAAUCAAUUGACUUAUAACUCGUUGACCAAGCAAAUUACAUUCACACCAUAUUACAUACUCAUCAACAAUGCAGACUUUCUCAUAGAGUGCCAAGAGGCCGAUCGACCAGCUGACCCAAUCAUCAAGGUGCCUCCCGGCGAAUGCGCAGCCUUGUGGCCUCGUACUGAGCACGAGAAUAAGACUUUGAAGGCGAAGGUCUCGGGUCAACCCGAAAAAACUGCUGCCUUCAUUUAUACAGACAGCCAUACGACUCUAUUAAAGCUAGACAAUAAGUAUGGAGGGAUUAACGUAGACGUACAAAUAAACGAAGGCGGUGUUUACAUCUCCAUGUCGGCUUAUAGUCCAGGCAACGCGCCAGCUUUAAUUAUUAACCAUACAUCGUACACUAUCAAUCUUUGGGAGAAAGGUUCGAUUAAUAUUAGGUCCGUGCAGUCGUACAACAGAAUGUUUUAUACCUGGGAAAAUCCAGCGGGCUCACGGAAAAUACUUUGGGAAGACAGCAACGGCAAAGAAAUUGAAGACAAUCUUCGUAAGGACAAUCUUGGUGCCUUUCAAUUGCCGGAGAUAAAUGAGGAAAUAUUCUAUGUGUCGUUCUUAGAUGGCACUCAGCGAGUACUUUUGUUCACCAAGGCUCUAAAGAUCGCCGAAGACUGCCAGUUGGCCGGUGAUCUGGAAGUUAUCGAUCAAGAAAUCACGAUAAACAUUCACGGUAUUGGCUUCUCCCUCGUGAACAACAUUACCAAGUCCGAAUUGUUGUACAUGUGCAUCGCUAGCUCUGGAAUUAUAUGGGAAACAUGUAAAAACAUGGGCGGUCGGUGGCGAGCGUUAAGCGCCAAAGAGGUCAAUGCCAUCGAGGAAGGAUAUCAACAUUAUCAGAAAGAACUGCAAAUUAACAAGGAAGCAGAUUAUCGAGUUAUGCUGGAGCCGAAACUGAUGGUGGAUUAUUUAAACAUGGAGAUGCUGAAACCGCACCGCAGAUUCAUGCGACGUACGUUCCAGACCGGACUCUGGCUACAGUAUCGCACUUCGGCACAUCAGGUCCAGAUGCAUGCGAAGAUCAAUCGUCUUCAAAUCGACAAUCAGUUGUCGGAAUGUAUCUUCCCGAUCAUACUGGCACCGGUCCCGCCGCCGAAGAGUGUCACGCAAAGCACAGUAAUGAAACCGUUCGCCGAGCUCAGUAUGGUCAAGCGCCUGUUAGAGCAUAGCAACGUGCAACAGUUCCGUUACUUCAAAGUACUCGUACAAGAAUUUCACAUCAAGGUGGAUAUCGUCUUCAUAAAUGCGAUAAUGGGCCUUCUCGAGGCGAAUGAAGUGAAUGACACGGAAGAAAGUGCGUUAUUCCGAAACGAUAUGAAAUUAGUCAAUGAACCGCUGAUGUAUCACGUCAGUCUUAUCACCACGGCCGAGCAGAAGAACUUCUUCGAUUUGUUACACUUCUCGCCACUUAAGAUACACAUCAGUUUUUCGAUGACCGGCAGCGGAAGUGGACCCUCAGCGCUGCCGCAAGUACUUAACGUGCUGUUGCAAGGAAUUGGCGUGACACUGACGGACAUCAACGAUAUUGUCUUCAAGUUGGCGUACUUUGAGAGAAGUUAUGUAUUCAUGACUCACAAGCAACUCAUCUCCGAAGCAACCACUCAUUACGCAGGCCAAGCGAUCAAACAAGCGUAUGUACUUGUGCUAGGACUUGAUGUUAUUGGCAAUCCCUACGGACUAGUGAUAGGAACCAUGAAGGGUAUCGAAGAUUUGUUCUAUGAACCUUUUCAAGGAGCUAUACAGGGUCCAGGAGAGUUUGCGGAAGGCCUGUAUCUCGGAGUACGUAGCAUGUUAGGUCACACUGUCGGCGGGAUGGCUGGCGCUGUGUCAAAAAUUACAGGAGCGAUGGGCAAGGGUAUUGCUGCUCUGACAUUCGAUAAGGAUUAUCAACGCAAGAGGCAAGAGCAGCUUAACAAACAACCCGCCAAUUUACAGGAGGGUAUUGUUCGAAGCGGAAAAGGUUUAGUGAUGGGUGUAGUCGAUGGUGUGACGGGUGUAGUAAUGAAGCCUAUAUCAGGAGCGAAGGAGGAAGGAGUAGAAGGAUUCUUUAAAGGCUUCGGAAAGGGCGUUGUUGGACUUGUCACCAGACCCACCGCCGGUGUUAUCGACUUCGCGAGUGGUUCCUUGGGAGCCGUUAGACGGGCCACCGAAUUAAGCGAGGAAACGAAGAAAGUACGGCCGCCUAGAUUUUUGCAGCCGGACAGUCUUGUUAGGCCAUACAUCAAGGAAGAAGCCGAAGGCAAUAAAAUUUUGAUGGAACUGGAUAAGGGAAAAUAUGCACACACUGACGUUUACCUCUAUCACAUAUUCAUUAACAAAGACGUGCUGUUGCUUACCGACAAAAGAUUAUCAUAUCUCGAACGCAGUGACUUAUUAGGUGGCUGGCGGGUUGACUGGACUCACACUUGGAAUGAAUUCAGCGAAUCGCCAAAACUCGUAGAGAGAGGCGUACAGAUUUUCACCAAAGACGCCAGCAAAAAGAAAAAGCUUGGCAAUCUGUUCGGUAGUGCGGAUCAGUCUAAGAUAAUAUUAAUAGCGGAUCACAAUAUUAAACAGUUAUUAUGCAGCAAGAUGCGAGAGCAGAUGAAUCAGCAUGGAGUAUAACAGAGCAGCGCACAUACGAAACGCUUGAGCGACUUCCAAUAGGAAGAAAACGAUACUUCCAAGAAAGAAAAAGGAAAGAACGAAAGAGGAAAUGUGCUUCUUUAUUUCCGGGACGCUUUGCGAGCGAGUUCGCACAAUUUCUAGGCGCACUUUCUACGAAUACUACUUAUAAGACUGAUACUACGUAGCCGUGACAACUUAAGCUAGAAAGACACCAAAUCGAUCAUAUCGAGAAACCGAUCGCGAAAGAGCGUAGUAUCUUUUUCAUUUUUUAUCACAAAAACGUACAAAAUCUUUUGUUGUCGGUAUCGGUACCGAAUGAGUAGUAUUAGGUGCAAACAAUUCGUCAGAGUUUAAUAAUAGAAUUGUACAAUUCCGAAAUAAUUUUAAAACAGUCACCUUUGUGACUUCUGUACACACUUUUUUUACUUGGCAAGAAGUUUUUUGAGCCCUUUUUCAAAGAAUUCGAAUCAGUAGGUUCGUUUAAAAAACAGUACUUAAUAGAAAAAAAAAGCAUCGAAACUUUUGCACCAAACUAACAGUGAUUAUAGCUACAUCACAGAGACAGUAUAAAGAAAUAAUUUUUGUUGAGUUUACAUUCAUAGUAUUCCACUUGUGCGUUUCGUUUGAUACAAUCAUUCAAACGAAUCGUUUUAGUCACAGUAAAGUUACCAUUUAAUCGUAUCCUUAGAGACUUAUUAGUUUGCGAUGAUCACGAAAUGGAGUGAAUCCACUAGUCUUAUGAUCGUAAAGCAUUAAAAAUAACCCGAAGCAAACGAAAUGAAAUAAGAAAAGUGAAAGAACUUCAUUCUUACACGCUCGCAAAUGAAAAGUUAACGUAAGAUCAUUUAUAUAUAAUUGUUGAAUUUUACGUAAAUCUCAUAUAUACAUCACAGAGGAGAGUUUAACGAAUGUUAAUUCAUAUUCUGGAAAAGAACUAAUUUCACAUCACAAACUACAUUGUUAAUCAUUGUUUUAAAAUGUAAAAUGAGCGUUAUCCUAAGCAAUGUGCUCGGCCAUUAAUAAUCAAAAGCAGUAGUACGCUUAACCAUUUUUCUGAAAACAUUUAGUGGGGACGUUAUUGAGAGAUUUGCUACGAAUGCCACCGACACAUUGUUGAGAUAUAAUAAAUUUUAUUACUGAGCUUUAACGCCUAACACCAGACUAUACGUGAUAAUUCUACCUCGUUAUUAAUGCUACGUAUUAAAUUAAUAAUGUAAUACAUAAAUUAAAUGAACUUAAAAUUACACUAAUUUAAACGUAAUUUUCAAAACUAGUUUUUCGUUUGAAUUGCUCUCUUUAAAAGAGAUAUUUUAAUAACAGCUUCAAUAUAUGCUUAUUGUGUUUAUUAUGUAUUAUAAUUUGACUGUCAUUCUAUCGCGCGCAUACAUCUAAUAAAAUUAUUAUAAAUGUC